Messenger RNA from Apaloderma vittatum (bar-tailed trogon), 1601 nucleotides. It is a transcript of the gene ACOX1, whose product is annotated as acyl-CoA oxidase 1, palmitoyl. Lineage: Eukaryota; Metazoa; Chordata; Aves; Trogoniformes; Trogonidae. The annotation marks the transcript as partial. Gene Ontology annotation, biological process: fatty acid beta-oxidation using acyl-CoA oxidase; lipid homeostasis; very long-chain fatty acid metabolic process. Gene Ontology annotation, cellular component: peroxisome. The transcript is spliced from 11 exons. The record is from RefSeq and is a predicted model, not a curated record. Gene Ontology annotation, molecular function: fatty acid binding; FAD binding.
AGGCCUUAGUUCUGAACGACCCCGACUUCCAGCACGAGGAUCUGAACUUCCUGUCCCGGAGCCAGCGCUACGAGCAAGCCAUCAGGAAGAGCUCCCUCAUGGUGAUGAAGUUGAGAGAAUAUGGAAUUGCAGAUCCAGAGGAGAUCUACUGGUUUAAAAGCUUUGUUCAUCGUGGACGACCCGAGCCCCUGGACCUUCAUCUGGGCAUGUUCCUUCCCACACUUCUCACCCAGGCAACCCCUGAGCAGCAGGAUCGCUUCUUCAUGCCUGCCUGGAACCUGGAGAUCAUCGGCACUUACGCCCAGACGGAGAUGGGCCAUGGAACUCAUCUUCGGGGUCUGGAAACAACAGCUACGUACGACCCUGCUACCCAGGAGUUCAUCCUCAACAGCCCCACCGUGACCUCCAUCAAGUGGUGGCCAGGCGGACUUGGAAAGACGUCGAACCACGCCAUUGUCCUGGCUCAGCUCUACACUCAGGGCCAGUGCAAAGGGCUGCACGCCUUCAUCGUUCCCAUACGGCAGCUGGGCACCCAUGAACCUCUGCCAGGUAUUACAGUGGGUGACAUUGGGCCAAAAUUCGGUUACGAUGAAAUGGAUAAUGGCUACCUGAAAAUGGACAACUUCAGAAUUCCUCGGGAAAACAUGCUGAUGAAACACGCCCAGGUUGAACCAGACGGCACCUAUGUGAAACCUCUCAGCGACAAGCUCACCUACGGGACCAUGGUGUUCAUCCGAUCUCUCAUCGUGGGCGACUCGGCUCGCUCGCUGUCCCGCGCUUGUACCAUCGCCAUCCGCUACAGCGCAGUGAGACACCAGUCGGAGCUAAAGCCAGGGGAACCAGAACCCCAGAUCUUGGAUUAUCAGACCCAACAGUACAAACUCUUCCCUCUCCUGGCCACAGCGUAUGCUUUCCACUUUGUGGGAGCCUACAUCAAAGACACCUAUCACCGGAUCAGCGGGGACAUCAGUGAGGGGGAUCUGAGCGAGCUGCCAGAGCUCCAUGCCCUGACAGCAGGGCUGAAGGCGUUCACGUCCUGGACGGCCAACGCUGGCAUCGAGGAGUGUCGCAUGGCCUGCGGCGGGCAAAAAAUUCCUGACAUCUACGUCACCUUCACCCCGUCCUGCACCUAUGAGGGAGAAAACACGGUCAUGAUGCUGCAGACAGCCAGGUUCCUUGUGAAAAGCUACUCCCAGGUUAGUUCUGGGCAGCGGGUCACUGGCAUGGUGUCCUACCUGAAUGAUCUCCCCAGGCAACGCAUUCAGCCACAGCACGUGGCCUCUAGGACUGCGACUGUGCGGGUCAGUGAUCCAGGGAGCUUAGUAGAUGCCUACAAAGCACGUGCUGCCCGGCUUGUAGAAGCUGCAGCAAAGAAUUUGCAAGCUGAACUGAACCACAGAAAGAGCAAGGAGGAUGCCUGGAACAGAACUUCUGUUGAUCUUGUGCGAGCAUCUGAGGCACACUGUCACUACGUGGUAGUGAAGCUUUUCACCGCGAAGCUGUCGGAGGUCAGGGACGCCGCUGUCCGUGCUGUCCUGACUGACCUGUGUCUCCUGUAUGCGCUGUACGGGAUCAGUAAAAACACUGGAGAUUUCCUGCAG